AGCCUCCCUCACAGGAGAAUGGAAUUUUCCUGCCCCUGUCUGCGGCCCAGCCCAGCAUGGGGGGCUGGCUUCCGAAGAGUGGAAUGCUGGGAGGAUGGUCACGGUGACACUUCUGAAGCCAGGCUAAGAAAAGAUGAGAGGAGACGUCUCGCUUGGCUUGUGCUUCUGGAACACUCUGGAGAGCCAGUCUUCAGGCUGUGGAGGACGUCAGGAGUCCUCCACUGUGGCUCUGAAAUGGGUUCUUUCACUGAACCCGAAACUCUGUUUGGCCUAAGCCGGUGACCUGCGGGACCUAGCUACCUGUGUCCACCCCUUUCCCUCCCCCGCCCACCCAAGGACCUGAAUUAGAGAAACAGGCCAGUGCUGGGGGCGGGGGUGGGGCUACGGAGGCAGAGGCAUGAAGCAGCAGAGAUGGUACUGGAUGUCAGCGAAGACGGGCACAGUGCUGUCAGGGGUCUUUUCCAUCAUGGCCACCCACAUGCACCUCAUCUUCGAGAGGAAGCACCUCGGGGGCCCCAACUGCACAGAGGUCCUCCAGAGUCAGGGUACCAACAUAGUGAGGCAAUUCUUCAUCUGCUGGAGCUUCAGGAUCGUCGUCCUCCUGUCCAUCGUCACCAUGGCGGUCAGCUGCUUCCUCCUGUAUUCUGUGUACGCCCAGAUUUACGGGGGCCUCAUGAGCUACACCAUCUGGAUCUUCACCUACGAGUCCACCAACCUGGCCAUCCAGAUCCUCACCAAUGAGUUCUGCGUGGCUCUGGUCAGAGCCAUGCGCUGGUUUGGCUGGGUGACCCGUGCGUCCCUACACAGCUUCUGUCUGUAUUUUGUCGUCUCCCAUGCCCAAAUCAUCUACCAGAGCAAAAAACAGGGCAACAUACUCUCUUACCAUAGGCGGAUCUCUUUGGGAAGCAGGGACACAACACGGCGGAAAUCAAAGAUUCUCAAUUUUAUCCCCCAUUACAAUGAUUAAAGGUGGCCAUUUCCAACCCGGGAGGUCCUCAGGGGAGUCCUAGUCCCCCAGUUUUUUCGGGGGGGGGGGUGCUUUUGCUGUAUCUUCUUUAGCCUCCACCCCUACCUCUGUCCCCUGCUAUCGUCCAAAUAUGUCAAUAAAAUGAGAAAAACCAUUCUGUUGGUGAAUAUAAUUUUAA
Messenger RNA from Peromyscus leucopus (white-footed mouse), 1145 nucleotides. It is a transcript of the gene Tmem217, whose product is annotated as transmembrane protein 217. Lineage: Eukaryota; Metazoa; Chordata; Mammalia; Rodentia; Cricetidae. The record is from RefSeq and is a predicted model, not a curated record. The transcript is spliced from 2 exons. The coding region runs from base 398 to 967 and encodes 189 amino acids.